Molecule: messenger RNA, 1533 nt
Organism: Penicillium canariense
Lineage: Eukaryota; Fungi; Ascomycota; Eurotiomycetes; Eurotiales; Aspergillaceae
Exons: 1
Coding region: 1-1533 (510 amino acids)
Molecular function (GO): protein binding
Source: RefSeq, a predicted model, not a curated record
AUGAAGCUGAGCACAUUAUUGAAGCGAAAGCAACGGUCACAUCGGCCGGAACCAGGACCUCCCCUCCGCACCAAUAUCUCUAUCCUGAGCCGACUUCCCCUCGAAUGUUGGCUCAAAGUUCUCGAGUUCCUUCCCCAGCGCGAUGUGUCAACUGUCAGUCGACAGUGCAAGGAGCUACAUGCAUCUGCGGAACCUAUCCUCUACCGGUCAAUUGACUGGGAAUGGUGUGGGAGUUCAUCCAGUGAGCCUCCCUUUCUAUCAAUUGUCAAGCUGCUCCGCACCGUCCACGAGCGACCCGAAAUUGCAGCACUCGUCCAGAAUGUUUCCUUCGUCUCCUACACCAGGCCCCAGGAGCCAGUCUACAACCAAAGGGCACAUAUCGAAUCUACAAAGUGCCAGAAAAUAUUACGCGACUAUCCCACUGUGAGAAACUUCUUGUUGAGUAUUGUUCGCCUGGCCAACUUUCCUCAUCAGAGAGAAUGGAAGGGGGCUGUGAAAGAAGGGAAUCCGCACGCCUACGCGGCCAUCCUCAUCUCCCAGAUGUCGUGCCUGCGGACCCUUAAGCUGGAUUGCUCCUUCGUGUGGGACCAUGGUUGGCCGGGCCUGAUGAUCACCCAUGCCAUGCUGGGCUCACCCCCGGGGGUCCUGUCGGAUUUCUCGCGUCUCACAUACGUAGAUUAUGGCAACAACUGCUCCCGACUUCGUCAGAAGAAUGCCAGAGGAGUAAAUGUCCCUCUCUUUGGGGGCCUCGAAGGAUGUGACCGGUCGCAGUACGUCGGCUGGUUCUUUCUGCCUGCGCUCCGGUAUUUCGCGAUGUGGGCUCAAAGUCCAAGUCUCGCGCAGGACAUUGCAUCGGCAAUGAAUGCUCAGCCUUCCAACCUCGCACGUCUCCGCCAAUGGUCGCUUAAUCAAUCCAUCAUUAGCGUCCAGGACAUCAACCGUCUUCUUCCUCAGAUGAAGUCCCUAGAAUACCUCCGCCUCGGCCUGCAAUACGUGACCUGUCUUGGGCAACUGCAGUGCGUGGCAGCAAUGGAACCAGGCCUCAGAAGUGUCUCUGGCACUCUAACAAAGUUCAUCUUAGGCCCCCAUUACGCCGCAAUAACAAGCCAAACAGCCCCAGCUUGCGCAGGCAGCCAGGAAGGUCUCAAGCUUCCGCACGGGCUCUUCAAAUCAUUCGAGAAAUUGCGCACCCUCCGCCUCCCGACUACCAUGCUGCUAGGAUGGGGCGCGAAUCAGCGAAAGCUCUCUGGGGCUCUGCCAGCGGGAAUCAAAGAACUCGUCCUGCGAGACUGCUACCUGGAGACAGCUAUCCCCCACCGCAAGCCCAAUGAGGCGAUACAUGUUCUUGCAAAUUUCCUGCUGUACGAUGUACACCAGUACCCGCAUCUACGCAGUAUUACGGUUUUUAUGGAUAGAACCCCGUUCAAUAUGGAUCCUGUGUCUAAGAUGGAGCGGGAGGAACUGCGCCAGCUUGGCGGACAGCGACACAUUUAUGUCUACCUGAUGCAGAACACUGGACAGAGCAUAGACUGA